AUCAGUCGAAAAUCGUUGUUAAUCGAAGCUAAACUAAAAUUAAGGAUAUUUCUCUUGCGAACCUUUUUAUUACGAACGAAAAAUAAUAAACUUAAUAAGUAAAGUAAUUGUACUCGCGUAGAUCAUUUUGAUAGCGUUAAAAAAACCGAAACACAGACAGAAUGCCUUCCUUCCAACCGAUCGAGGCCCCCAAGUGUCCGCGCUGCGGCAAGAGUGUCUACGCUGCCGAAGAGCGUCUGGCUGGCGGCUAUGUAUUCCACAAGAACUGCUUCAAGUGCGGAAUGUGCAACAAAUCCCUGGACUCCACCAACUGCACAGAGCACGAGCGCGAGCUCUACUGCAAGACGUGCCACGGUCGCAAGUUCGGGCCGAAAGGUUACGGCUUCGGCACUGGAGCUGGCACCCUCUCCAUGGACAACGGGUCACAGUUCCUGCGCGAGAACGGCGAUGUGCCGUCCGUAAGGAAUGGAGCCCGCCUGGAACCCAGGGCUAUUGCUCGUGCCCCCGAAGGUGAGGGCUGUCCUCGUUGCGGUGGCUAUGUGUACGCCGCCGAACAGAUGUUAGCCCGCGGUCGCAGCUGGCACAAGGAGUGCUUCAAGUGCGGUACCUGCAAGAAGGGUCUGGACUCGAUCCUGUGCUGCGAGGCUCCGGACAAGAACAUCUACUGCAAGGGCUGCUAUGCCAAGAAGUUUGGACCCAAGGGCUAUGGUUAUGGCCAGGGCGGUGGUGCUCUCCAGUCCGACUGCUAUGCUCACGACGACGGAGCACCGCAAAUCCGUGCCGCCAUUGAUGUGGACAAGAUCCAGGCCCGUCCGGGUGAGGGUUGCCCACGUUGCGGCGGUGUGGUCUACGCAGCGGAGCAGAAGCUUUCCAAGGGUCGGGAGUGGCACAAGAAGUGCUUCAACUGCAAGGAUUGCCACAAGACUCUGGACUCGAUCAAUGCCAGUGAUGGUCCCGAUCGUGAUGUGUACUGCCGCACCUGCUACGGCAAGAAGUGGGGACCACAUGGCUAUGGAUUCGCAUGCGGCUCUGGUUUCCUGCAGACCGAUGGCUUGACCGAGGAUCAGAUCAGCGCCAACAGGCCCUUCUAUAACCCGGACACCACGUCAAUUAAGGCCCGUGACGGCGAAGGCUGUCCCCGGUGCGGAGGAGCCGUAUUCGCCGCCGAGCAACAGCUGUCCAAGGGCAAGGUGUGGCACAAGAAGUGCUACAACUGCGCCGACUGCCACCGGCCAUUGGACUCGGUCCUGGCCUGCGAUGGACCCGAUGGCGACAUCCACUGCCGCGCCUGCUACGGCAAGCUCUUCGGCCCCAAGGGCUUUGGUUACGGCCACGCCCCCACUCUAGUGUCAACCAGUGGCGAGAGCACCAUCCAGUUCCCAGAUGGCCGUCCUCUGGCCGGACCCAAGACUUCGGGCGGCUGCCCGCGUUGCGGUUUCGCCGUGUUCGCCGCCGAGCAGAUGAUCAGCAAGACCAGGAUCUGGCACAAGAGGUGCUUCUACUGCUCGGAUUGCCGCAAAUCGCUGGACUCGACCAACCUGAACGAUGGACCCGACGGCGAUAUCUACUGCCGAGCCUGCUACGGCCGCAAUUUUGGACCCAAGGGAGUGGGCUACGGUCUGGGCGCGGGCGCUUUGACAACGUUCUAAACGAGCCUAUUUUAUGUAUAUCCAAUCGAAACCCACAUCCAUGUCUGUGAACCGUUCCGAUGCAUCUGUCUAAUGACCAAUCUGUUUUAACUAACUAUCCCUGAAAUUAGCUAACUUAGUCUUCGUUUUGCUUCCAACGAUUUUUGAUCAACGAUGCACUGAAUGCAAUUCAAUUUUCUUUAGGUUAUGUGAGAUUAAGUUUAAUAUGAAAACAAGAAAAAAAGAAUAAAUGCCAAAAACAUAAAACUUACGACUCAAAGCGAAACUAACCAUCGAACACAGACUAACGAACUAAACGACAUUGACCACAUCGAGAAAAGCAAAACUUUCUGCAGGUGAAACUGCUGCGAGCCAAAGUCGUUAUUACUUUUUUGUAUCUUAAACUAUUUAUUUUCGAAGACCAGCCAAGUAUGUCUUAUGCUCCAAAUCGAAUUACCCAAAAGCAUACUUUGUGCAAAUGGAAAAAUUUUAUACACAUAAAUAUACUCUUACGACGAACAAUGAUGAAAGAUAUGAUGUUGUAUAUUUAGCUGAUUUAGUUCUUACGAUAUACUUAUGAAAUCUGAUUAUUUAUAAUGAUGUUUGAAUGAUUUCUCACCCAUCUAAUCUCUUGCAUUCUGUUUGGGAUGCCAGCCAUGGCAGAUAUAAAAUAUUUAUUUAUAUAUAUAUACAUCAGCGUACAUGUUCUGCAUACACACACACACACACAUAACAUCCAAUAAUAUAUGCCCCAGUGGGUUCCAUGAAAACAAAAUGAUUUCGAAAUGGUUUUCGUAGUUUUAAUUGAUUUAAUUGGGUGUGCAUACCUGAGAUUUCUGCAUCUAAAUGGUUGGUUGGCAAUCUGAUUGGAAUGACCGGUGGGUGGUUGGGUUGAGUUCAAUUCCGUUUGUUUCGGGAUCGUUCGGUUCGGAUUGAGCCAGCUCAUCUGGUCUAUAUAUAGCUUGUUCGGCCGACAAACAUCGUGAAAAAUAAUUGCUCAACAUACGCACAAAGAACGUUCCCUACAUAUACGUACAGGAAUAAAUCCUUGGUUGUGUGUGUGUGUGGCCUCUCGAGAAAAACAUCGAAAUGUUCCAUAACCGUACUGAAAUGGUUUUCUAAAUAUAAAUAUGAUGCCAAUAUGCCUCACACAGCUGACCCGAAAGCUUUUCACAGCACUCAAAACUCUCACUCAAGAGAAGAACUUAAGAGAUUGUAUUUAUUCGCAUAUAUACUUGUGAGGAAUCCCUAGUUAUAUUAUAAUAAUUAUAACACGUGCCUGCUGAGAAUGUUGUGUAAUAAAUGCUUUACUCACCCACCCACCUAGAGCAAAGUUCUUAUUGCUAAUGCACUUUUAGGAUCACCCCCCACCCGAAAUAACCCCUUGGGAACAAAAUUUUAAUGAUUCCGUCCCACGCCCACUUGCGCGCAUUAUUCACAUUU
Drosophila melanogaster (fruit fly) is the source of this 3071-nucleotide messenger RNA. It is a transcript of the gene Mlp84B, whose product is annotated as muscle LIM protein at 84B. Gene Ontology annotation, cellular component: nucleus; cytoplasm; Z disc. The record is from RefSeq and is marked reviewed. The transcript is spliced from 2 exons. Gene Ontology annotation, biological process: muscle tissue development. NCBI's taxonomy places the organism in Eukaryota, Metazoa, Arthropoda, Insecta, Diptera, Drosophilidae. Bases 162 to 1649 code for a protein of 495 amino acids.